Heterobilharzia americana is the source of this 2737-nucleotide messenger RNA. The record is from the annotation of a GenBank genome assembly. Lineage: Eukaryota; Metazoa; Platyhelminthes; Trematoda; Strigeidida; Schistosomatidae.
UAUGGCUCGUCAAACCCUUUGCCGCGGUUAUAAUUGUUUUGGCGGGCUAGUAUUGUCCUUCCCUCAAGUAGCUGCUAUGCGUCUUGAGUUGCAAUAGUCAAUUGGUGGCCUGAUUCUUGCAUACUUUUGUUAACACGUUAGGUACUCAAAAUAGUAGUGAAGAACACAUGGAAGGUAGCUUUUUGGGUGUUGUGUACCUAUCAUGUUAGUAUUCAUGGACCAUUCGAGUCGCUCCUCAAACCCCGUGAAUCACCAAAUGAAGAAAGAGCGUAGUGUCCACAGAAAGCCAGAGUGGCAAAAGAGUGCUAUCAGAACUUGUGGAUACUGGUCUGAACAGCUAAGCUCCAAGGGGAAAAUUUACUUCUACAAUUGUAUGACGGAAGUUUCACAAUGGCAGAAACCACCAGAAUGGAAUUUACCGGAAAUGAACAGGAGGGACCUUCUCAGGCUGCUGAGUGAACGGAAGCACAAUGAAGAAAAUAAUCUCAAAAGACCCCAUGCGACUUCAGAAACUGAAUCCGGAGCCGUGAAAGGUGAUCGUUCGCUUCCACCUACCGAGUUUAAACGAACUAAGUUUUCAUACAACUCGGAAGUUCGACGGCCAAGUUCAUCACAUUUGGAUACCGCUGUAACCAAUCAUGCGGGUGAUGCACGUUACAUCACAGAAGUGUUACAUGGUGACGGGAAAAGUCAUGUUAGUCGCUCAGGGUUUUUUGAUUCGCGUUACGACCUUUUGAAAAAGACCAAGCAACAACACAUGCCAUCCAGGACAUCUACAACUGACGAUAUGGAGAUAUCUCCAAAUAGCUCUCCGUUAUCAGACGGCAGCUCUACAAAGUUUCCGACUGAGAGGAGAAUAUCUCCACAGCGAUCAAUUUUAGAGAAUUCUUCCCCGAGUACUUUUUGUUUCCAGCGUCCCAAGACCUGCCAGUUAAAAGGAGCAGAGAUGACUUCGGGUCGUGAUGCAGUUCAAAAGUCAGAAAAAUCCACAUUGCACCAGUUGGUUAAUGCCAUUCGAGCAUCCAUCGGUGAUUUGCUUGAACAGUCUCCUAAUUCCUUGUCAGCAUGUACGGCGAGUAAACUAUCACCGUCCACCAACGGUAUGGUUUAUGGGUCUAACAGGACAAGUGUUACAUUAGGAAGCAAUCAAGGUGUCCAGUCUCAACUUUCCCCGAGUACUAUCAGUAAAGGAUGUAAACAGUCCCAAAUUGACGACAGAUUACACCCUUUCAGUUCAUUCCCAAGUUCUAACUCCAGACAAUUAAGCGCUGAUAGUCCGGUGGCAUAUUCCAGUUCAGUCGAAGUACAGUCCCGGAACUAUAGUGUACAUAAGGAUACCACACACGGUACUAGUCAGUGCCUAACGAACAAUAAGAUUUCACAAUCCGCUGCUGAGAAAGGACUUGUUGUUCCCGUUUAUGAUGGUAAAGGAUCUGUGAAUGCUAAUUGUGAGAACGCUUUGCGGGCAAUUCAUAACCAAAAUUUACAAAAUGGAAAAUUGAAACAGAUAUGGGAGAAAUCUUCAAGCGGUUCUUCACAUCCGUCUAAUAAAACAAGCUCAAGUCUGCAACAGUCUCGAUCUGCUGACGACGAGAAGAUAGUAUCCCCGUACAUACCACAAUGUCGUCCAGACAGACCGGAUUUAUAUGUUGCUCGACAAUGCAAUGAAUAUGAUUGUUUUUGUGUUAAUGUAACUACUGGAGUAACACUUUUGGGUACACGUGCUAGUCCUGCUGAAGUUGGAGAUUGUUCAACAGCUGUGUACUCAGUGUUACUUGCUUUACAUCUAAGACGUAUUCUACCCUCUUCUGUUGUUGAUGAACCUCGUCAAUCAGGUUUAUUUAAGACUGGUGAUAGUAGCAUGGUGUUAUGGGAUCAUGAUGCAUCUUUAAAGUUGCAUAUACGAAAAAGCAUAGAGGGAAUUCUGCGUUCAGCUGUUGGAUUUCAACGAGUCACCAAUAUUACUCGUGUAUCUAAUAAACCAAAUACUCAAGAUUUGUUUGGAACUUCUGACUUUGUAUACUACCAAGUCGAACUCACAUCCACUGGUCAUAGUUCAUUACAAGCACCUCAGGACCUUUUAGAACAUCGCCUUCAUGAAGGAUUCUUGUCAGAUGUCGGUGCUGUUGAUCCGCGUAUGAGUUACGUAAAACUUAUUCAACCAAAGAUUCCAGAUCCAGCACCUGUAACGCCAUUGCAUGAAGUACCCUCUCAAGACUCUGAGGACUUUUUAAAUAAGCAAACUAUUUUUCAUCCAACUAAAAGUGAGACACCUCAGAGUGCAGCUCAACCCCAGUCUACUGGACACAAAAUGGUUGCAGUGAGAAGUUCAGAGCUAUCUGAAGCUUCCUAUCUUGGUUCCCAGCAGUUAUUGGGUGUGAAACCGUUGACUUCUAAGUCGUCUGGAAAUGCAGCCCAUAUACUGGGACCUUUUUCUGCUAGUGUUAUGGAUCCAGGUGCAUCAGCGGUACGUCAGACAUCAAUCCAGAGUAGAUCGCUUCAUCGUCAGUCGUGGACUACAGGAACAUCAACUUCUCAAAUUCUAAGUCAACCUGGUGUUAUUGCCGGCAUUGUUGGUAGUGUUGUUGUUGUCCUGUUACUGUUAAUUCUUCUCAUUCUAUUCUGUAUUUAUCGUUUACGUAAAAAAGAUGAAGGAUCAUAUGCUUUAGAUGAACCGAAAAAGUUACCCGCUGUCAACACUUAUACCAGAGCGCCAACACGAGAAUUCUAUGCUUAA